Messenger RNA from Owenia fusiformis, 1714 nucleotides. The record is from the annotation of a GenBank genome assembly. Lineage: Eukaryota; Metazoa; Annelida; Polychaeta; Sabellida; Oweniidae.
GUCCAUAUUCCAAUGAGGGUCAAUAUCCCAAUAUAUAUUCGUUCCUUGUGAAGGCAGUAGUACGAUCUUCUCAGACAGUCCAAAUUUCCAAAAAUGGACGAGCCGAAAAUCUAUCUGACGGCGAUUUAAUUUAUCCAACCACCUCAUUUUAUAUAUGUUCAGUUACUCGUAUGAGCUUAAACGACAACCAGAGUGAGGAGAGAGAGGAAGGAGCACAAGCUGCAAAUACUGACCUAUCAUCCUCUCAGGCGCCCUCAGGAAAACCUCAAUCCCAGAACUCUGAAACCAUGAAAAGAGCAGCAGCUAAACAACUCAUCGAGAAGUAUUUCUUCCAACUGACGGAGGGCUGUGGAGAUACGUCAUGCUCCAAUAAACACUGUGCCUCCAGUGGUCAGUUUUACAUGAAGGACCUAACGAGGAAUCAGGCUGGUGUGCAAGCAAUACAGCUGUUUAAAGAGAAAGCUCCAAUAUGUGAAGACACACCCACAAAGAUAGCAAAAGUCCCAGAGAAGUUGUCACCAGAUGCCUCCACUGACUCACCUUCCACUUCAGGGGCCUCUAGCUCUACCAAAGCACCACCUAUUGAGAGUGCUCAUAAAAAUAAAAAGACCCCUUCUCCACCAGCCAAGAAAGAAACUCCAUACUUGACAGAGGCGAAAGUUGCAGCCAUCAUAGAGGAAUGUAAAGCCACCAAAAACUGGUCUCAACUCAUACGUAUCAUUGGGAGCGUCUUCAAUAACCAGGAGUCGCUAGAGCUCAGUUUCCAGAUCCAACCAAGUAAAGAAGAAAUGAACGCACAACUUGAAGAUGAAGACAAAGAUAAGGACGAAUCAGAAGAACAAACAGAUUGUAGUGACCAAUCAGAACCUUGCACUGGAAAAUCAAAUAUUCCAAAAUCUGACGCGGCUAAUUUGAACUCAGAGACAUCAGACGUGUUAAAAUCGGAAUCGGGCAAGUCUGUAUUGAGUGAAAGUGAAGCUGUAAAGAACAAUCCAUCUGGUGAUUCUGAUGAUGACUUAGCAGGUGUAAAAGUUAGGGAAAAUGUAGACACUUCUGCCAACACUACCAAAACUAAAUCUGUAGUUGAAGAUAAUAGCACUACAGUGGAUAUUGAAGCAGUUAGAAGAACGUUCAAAGAACUAUUUAGCCUGCCUGAGUUACCAUUUCAGCCUUCAUUGAUCAACGUCUUUAAUGGUCCCACAUUAAACCUUAUUCAGCCAUAAACAUUAAAAAUAAGUUACAAAAACAUAAUAAACUGCACUUUUCAAAAUGAUUUACAAUAAAAUAUUUAGUAAAGGUUUAUCCUCCCCUGAAAAACAUCCACGACCUUAACAAAAUACAAUAUAAAUAACACCAUAUUGAAGUGCCUAAGAAUUAACGCAUGCACAUAAUACAUUAAUUGAAUAACAAAAGAAAACAGUAAUGAAGUGGCAUCAUACUUGAAUCAAUGCUACAUUUUAGAUACUGAAAUUUGCACUGUGUUAUGAUAAACCUGAAGAAUAUAAGCAAAAUGUUUAAAAUUGUAUCUCUUGGCAGCACCAUUAUAGGUUUAUAUCAUCCCACACCACAAUAGGCAAAAUAGUGCACCAUGGUAGGCAGUUAUAUACACCAAUAUAGGCUUACAUAUACACCAUUUUGUGGCAAAGUAGUUCACCAUGAUUGGCUAUGUUAUACACCAUUUAAAGCAGUUAUGCAUCAAUUAAGACCAAGCAAU